ACAUUGUUCGGGAAUCCAGACCGGUUGUUGUGGUCCUUGAGCCAACAGACAGAUAGCAUCAACGGUAGGAGGGGAUACAGACUCCUGCAGGCUAAUUGCAACAGCCAGUGUUCGCAGGUGCAACACUGAUCCUCCUGUGAGAGGAACUGGAGCUUUAUCUUGAAGAACCGUUCUGAGACUUGAGGGUGGGAAAAAAACCGGGAGAAGGUUGCACCUUGCACAAUGAGCGCAAAUUUGUCGCAAUCGCACAAAUCCACAUAUGACUCCGUCGAAUUUAAAUUUGAUGAGCAAUUCUGAAGCGUCUUUGGAAUCUUAAAAAGUGGAUCCCACGACUUUACAAUCAUGCGAAAUACUUGGUUGUCUCCACGGAGUUGGUUAUUGGAAUACUGGACAAAGGCUCUUCUAAGUCUUUUUUGGAUUCAAUACUCUUGCGGGAUGCCCCAUGUUAUCCGAAUAGGGGGGAUUUUCGAACAAACUGAAGGACCGGUUCCAUUUGUCAGUUCCGAGGAGCUUGCCUUUAAAUUUGCAGUCAAUAACAUCAACAGAAACAGGACUUUGUUGCCAAACACAACCCUAACGUACGACAUACAGAGGAUUAAUAUCUAUGACAGUUUUGAGGCAUCAAGAAAAGCUUGUGACCAACUGUCGUUAGGUGUAGUGGCAAUAUUUGGACCAUCUCAUAGCUCAUCUUCAAAUGCUGUCCAGUCCAUCUGCAACGCAUUGGAAGUGCCACACAUUCAAGUGCGUUGGAAACAUCACCCAAUGGACAACAGGGACACCUUUUAUGCCAACCUCUACCCGGAUUAUUCUUCUCUAAGCUACGCCAUUCUGGACCUUGUGCAGUUCCUUAAAUGGAAAACAGCCACUGUUGUAUAUGACGACAGCACCGGUCUUAUUAGACUACAGGAACUGAUAAUGGCCCCCUCCAGGUACAACAUCAGGCUGAAGAUUCGCCAGCUUCCUCUGGACACCACUGACACCAGACCCCUUCUUAAGGAGAUGAAGAGAGGCAGGGAGUUCCGCAUAAUUUUCGACUGCAGCCACGCAAUGGCCGCCCAGAUCCUCAAACAGGCCCAAACCAUGGGGAUGAUGACAGAGUACUACCACUAUAUCUUCACCACUCUGGACCUGAUGGCCAUCGACCUGGAGCCGUACCGCUACUGUGGCGUCAACAUGACUGGCUUCCGUAUCCUCAACGUGGACAACCCUCAAGUGGCCUCCAUCGUAGAGAAGUGGUCCACGGAGAGGCAGAUACCGCUCAAGCCAGAUUCAGGCCUGCUGGAGGGGAUUAUGACGACAGAUGCAGCUCUGACCUACGAUGCGGUCCACAUUGUGUCCGUGUCCUACCAGCACGCCCCUCAGAUGACGGUCAACUCCCUGCAGUGCCAUCGUCACAAACCUUGGCGCUUCGGUGGGAGGUUCAUGAGUUUCAUAAAAGAGUCCCACUGGGAAGGUUUGACCGGCCGGUUAUCAUUCAACAAGACUAGUGGCCUACGCACCGACUUUGACCUGGACAUAAUUAGUCUGAAAGAGGAAGGUCUGGAAAAGGUGGGGAAGUGGAGUGCGUCCGGAGGUCUCAACAUCACAGAGGUGCCCAAGCGGAAAGGGAUGAACAUCACAGACUCGCUGGCCAACCGCUCUCUAGUCAUCACCACCAUCCUGGAAGAACCAUACGUCAUGCUUAAGAAGUCUGACAGGGCGCUGGUGGGCAACGACCGCUUUGAGGGAUUCUGCAUCGACUUGCUGAAGGAGCUGGCCAACAUCCUGGGCUUCACCUACGAGAUCCGCCUGGUGCCCGACGGAAAGUACGGUUCCCAGGAUGAAAAGGGCCAGUGGAACGGCAUGAUCAGGGAACUGAUGGAACAUAGAGCAGACUUGUCCGUGGCACCUCUGACGAUCACCUACAUGCGUGAGAAAGUGGUGGACUUUUCCAAGCCUUUCUUGAGUAUGGGCAUCAGCAUCCUAUAUCGCAAGCCCAACGUCACCAACAAUGGUUUCUUCUCGUUCCUUAACCCCAUGACCCCCGACAUCUGGGUGUACAUCCUUCUGGCAUACCUGGGGGUCAGCUGUGUCCUCUUCGUCAUCGCCAGAUUCAGUCCUUACGAAUGGUAUGAUGCCCAUCCUUGUAACCCAGGAUCGGAUGUUGUGGAGAACAAUUUCACCCUCUUGAACAGCUUCUGGUUCGGUGUGGGCUCCCUGAUGCAGCAAGGCUCAGAGCUGAUGCCCAAAGCCCUCUCCACCAGGAUCAUAGGGGGGAUCUGGUGGUUCUUCACCCUGAUCAUCAUCUCCUCCUACACGGCUAACUUGGCGGCCUUCCUCACUGUGGAGAGGAUGGAUUCACCUGUGGACUCAGCAGACGACAUUGCCAAGCAGACCAAGAUUGAAUACGGAGUGGUCAAAGAUGGAGCCACCAUGACUUUCUUUAAGAAAUCUAAGGUUUCCACUUUUGAGAAGAUGUGGGCCUUUAUGAGUAGCAAGCCAAGCACAUCGCUGGUCAAGUCUAUUGAAGAUGGUAUCCAGAGGGUUCUCAAGUCAGACUAUGCCCUUCUCAUGGAGUCUACAACCAUCGACUACAUCACAAAAAGGAACUGCAACCUGACACAGGUUGGAGGAAUUAUUGACAGCAAAGGCUAUGGGAUCGGCACUCCCUUAGGCUCCCCAUACAGGGACAAGAUCACCAUAGCCAUCCUGAGUAUCCUUGAAGAUGGCCGUCUUCACAUGCUGAAGGAGAAGUGGUGGAGUGGGAGCAGAUGUUUGGACGAGGAGCGCCGGGAGACGGGCCCUAUGGGCAUUCAGAACCUGGGCGGUAUCUUCAUCGUGCUGGCCUCAGGCCUGGUCCUCUCCGUCUUUGUGGCCAUUGCCGAGUUCGUUUACAAGCUGAGGAAAACGGCGGAACGCGACCAGAGGUCUUUCUGCAGUGCCAUGGUGGACGAGAUCAGACUGUCGUUCACCUGCGAGAGGCGGGUGAAACACAAGCACCAGCCCCCAGCCGCGGUGAAGACGGAUGCAGUGAUCAACAUGCACACCUUCAACGACCGACGACUCCCGGGAAAGGACAACGUGACAUGCAACACUGGGAUGACCCCUGUGUUCCCGUGACAGUGUGCGCCUCUCAGGGGAAAAGCCUCCUGAGUCACAUGACUGGGGCCGUGCCAGAGACCAGGGACAACGGGAUUGAGGGAAUCACAAGGUUCACCAUAAACCACAGCAACAUGGGAACACUAACGAAACAUGGUCAACUCAAAAUG
Molecule: messenger RNA, 3248 nt
Organism: Osmerus eperlanus (European smelt)
Lineage: Eukaryota; Metazoa; Chordata; Actinopteri; Osmeriformes; Osmeridae
Gene: grik3
Product: glutamate ionotropic receptor kainate type subunit 3
Exons: 16
Coding region: 343-3099 (918 amino acids)
Biological process (GO): monoatomic ion transport; synaptic transmission, glutamatergic; modulation of chemical synaptic transmission
Cellular component (GO): presynaptic membrane; plasma membrane; postsynaptic density membrane
Molecular function (GO): transmitter-gated monoatomic ion channel activity involved in regulation of postsynaptic membrane potential; kainate selective glutamate receptor activity
Source: RefSeq, a predicted model, not a curated record